This is a messenger RNA of Solea senegalensis (Senegalese sole), 3461 nucleotides long. It is a transcript of the gene tes, whose product is annotated as testis derived transcript (3 LIM domains). The record is from RefSeq and is a predicted model, not a curated record. Gene Ontology annotation, molecular function: zinc ion binding. Bases 159 to 1937 code for a protein of 592 amino acids. Lineage: Eukaryota; Metazoa; Chordata; Actinopteri; Pleuronectiformes; Soleidae. The transcript is spliced from 7 exons.
CAGCUGUGCGGCGGUUUAGUAGUACUUAGACGCCGGAGAGAAAGCGGAGUGGACCGGCUCGUGUCGUUGUCUUAUUUCAGAUUUUUUUCCCCUGACAUUUAUUUUACGGGAGGAGAAAGUCUGUUGUUCGCUUCGUCUACAUCUCACCGACAGAAGAAAUGGAGAUAGAGAAGGAAGUGAAGAAGAUGACCCUGGGCCACGAGCUUGGCGCUGGAGCAGCCUGUUUGAAAUGCAAGGACAAGUGUGAAGGCUUCGAGCUGCAUUUUUGGAGGAAAAUCUGCCGAAACUGCAAAUGUGGCAUCACGGAGCACGACGUGGUGAUGAACUCGGAGGAGAACAAGAAGGUCGGGAAGUUGUUCGAGGACACAAAAUACACUGGCCUCAUCGCCAAGUUGAAGACAGAUGGCAUCCCCGGCUACAAGGGCAACAUGGUGACCAUCACUCUGCCCGCUCUUGCCACUGCUCACAUCAUACCACCUAGUGCUUCUUCCACUGUUGUACCCCCCUCUGCCACCGCCGGCUCUGCACAGCCUGCUGGAGCAUUUGCAGGCACAGCAGCACCCAGCAGGGCUCAGGCUCCGGGUCAGGCUCCGGGUCAGGCUCCGGGUCAGGCUCCGGGUCAGGCUCCGGGUCAGGCUCAGGGUCAGGCUCAGGCUCAGGCUCAGGCUCAGGCUCAAGCUCAAGCUCAAGCUGCACCAGCAAGUGUCACACCACUUAAGGCUAAUAAAUUGCCUGUCUCUGUCAGUACCACAGCAGCCAAUGUGACACCAGUUCAAAAGGAAGUGCCAAUGCAGUCUGUCACCUAUGAGUGGGCACCACCAGUAGCUAAUAGAUAUCUGGCAGCGCAGUACAUUCAGCUGCUCCCACCAGAGAAACGCCCGGUGGCCGGGACAGAGGGAGCUGCCUACCGCCGUCAGCAGAUGGCUCGGCAGCUGCCGGAGCACGACCAGGACCCGUCUAAAUGCCACGAACUGAGUCCUGCUGAAGUCAAGCUAAUGGAGCAGUAUGUCCGCAAAUACAAGGACGAGGCCCUGGGGAUCGGAGACGUCUUGCUGCCUGAGGAGAUGGCUCUGGUUCGGGCAGGAGGGCAGGGUGGAGGGGUUGGAGCUACACCUGGUGCUGGAGGGGCAGGCUUUGGCCCACAAUCUGGUGUUGGUGCUAAUGGUCAAGGGGUUGGGUUAAGAGCGGGAGUUGGUGGUUCUCAUGCUGGAUCUGGGCCAGGGGCUGCAGGCCGUGGUGUUGGACCAAUGGGGGGAGCUGGAGGUGCUGGGACUGGACCAUCUGUUGGAGGAGCCAUGGGAACUGCUGCUACUGCUGGAGCCAUGGGCGUCCCUGGAGCUCAGCAAUCUGGACUACCACAACAGAACUUUUCGUGCCAUCACUGCCAGCAGCCGAUGCGUCGAGGUGAACCCGCCGUCUACGCCGAGCGCGCUGGCUACGACAAGCUGUGGCAUCCAGCGUGCUUCGUGUGCUGUAACUGUCAGGAACUCCUGGUGGACAUGAUCUACUUCUUCAAGAAGGGCAAGCUGUACUGCGGACGUCACUAUGGAGACAGCGAGAAGCCACGCUGCGGAGGAUGUGACGAGCUGAUCUUCAGUAACGAGUACACUCAGGCUGAGGGACAGAACUGGCAUCUGAAGCACUUCUGCUGUUUCGAAUGUGACUGCAUCCUCGCUGGAGAGACGUAUGUCAUGGAGAAUGAAAAGCCCGUCUGCAAACCCUGCUACAUGAAGAACUACGCUGUGAAAUGCGCAGCCUGCCAGAAUGCGGUGGAUCCUGAGGCCCAGAGGGUUUCCUACGGGGAGCACCACUGGCACGCUGAGCCACAGUGCUUCAAGUGCUCCGGCUGUUCCAAGUGCCUGGUGGGCCAACGCUUCAUGGCAGUGCAGGGCUUCCUCUUCUGCUCCGUGGAGUGCAAGAAGAAAGUCAUGGCUUAGUGCGUCAGAACUACUCUUCAUCUGUGCCGCAACCGCUUGUGAAACCGGGACAGGUUUGGCUAAAACUAGAACCAGAGCAGGGGAAAACAAACACCUGUGCAGCUGCAAGGUCACACAUGGAUUGUGCUUGUGUUAACAGGAAAUCGAGCACCUGAUACCGCUGUUGAAGAGAUGUAUUAGAAAAAAAAUAAUGUUGGUGCUCUUUACUUUUUUUUCCUUUCUGUACAUGAAAAAUGAUAAAUUUGAUAAAUUUGUCUCAGCUAGGAUGAAACCUAAACACUCCUCUGCCUUAAAACCACUCCAUUUUUGUUUGUCUGUCAUUUUUGUACUGAUGAGAUUCAUUCUGUAUAGGUAACAGGUGAGAGUCCAGUUUUUUUUAAAGCAUUAAUCUGUCUGUUAAGCACUAUUCUACUCCAUAAGUACCAAGCGUUGUUUGAAAGAGCCACCUUUUCCUGCUUUUGUCAUACAACAAACUACUGAUGCUCUUUAUCCUGCAGUAUUAAGACAAGCUACUGUGUUAGCCAGGUUUGAGGUUGUUUUAACCUCACUGAAUUGAAGUGAAAAACUCAACAUUUGUCCAAACGAUAACUUCUUAAGUCUAUAAUAUCUUAAGUAUAUAUUUGCCACUUUAUCUCGUUGUUAGACAACCUUUGCAUCAUGGAAACUAAAGUUUGUGUCAUUUUGUAAACCAUUCUCUCCGUGUGCCUAAGUCCACAGAAUAAAAGCUUUCAGGAGAUCUUUAACUUCAAAUGCAUGAUUUUAUGAAUUUGGUGUUUGACCAUCAGCUUGUGUCCCCACAAGCUAAAACGUCUCUGUGGACUUUGGUACAGAAGAGUGAGCAGCCUUAAGAUAUCAUGGCCUUCAGUAGGUGUAUUUGUUUUUUUGUUAAGUUGCUAAAAGAUGUAGUUCCUUGUGUCCUCACUGACGUUUUGACAGCGCUGUCAGUGCUGACCCCGUGUCAGUACUUUGUAUAAAUACACCUGAAAAAUCCCUUUUAAGGAAAUAAAAAUGUGACGGUACAUUGUGCUCAGGUAUAGAAGACAUGUUUGUAAAGUCAUUGCCAUAGUGAAUGUUCAUGUGACUAAACAAAGACUUGGAUUAAUGAAAUAAUAAUGAAUUAAUAACAAUACUAAACUGAUGAUUUCAUUCAAUACACCACAAACAAAUAUUCACUGGUAUAUUACAUUUGUUUCUACUGUUAUUUAUUAGGUUCCCCAGUUCUACAAAUUGGCCUUUGUAUUUACAUUUGUAAAUAAAAUAAACAACACUUGUGUGCUGAAUAUAAAUCAUUAAUUAUAAAAACAAAUGGUUUAAGUCCAACAAAUGAUGACCUAUCUAUGUAAUGUGUGACUAUGUUUUCCCUCUGCAGUCACUUGGAAGGUAGGAGUUUAUCUUUAGAAAUAAAAACACUGCUAAGUUUCUAAUUAUUUCCAGGUUUAGUACAGUGAGGAAAAACACUGCACUUCUGUCAUGUUUGUACAUUGUAUUUUCCUUUACAUGCAAUAAACUGCACUUUAAAAACUG